Messenger RNA from Aspergillus vadensis CBS 113365, 645 nucleotides. RefSeq lists its product as uncharacterized. Lineage: Eukaryota; Fungi; Ascomycota; Eurotiomycetes; Eurotiales; Aspergillaceae. The record is from RefSeq and is a predicted model, not a curated record. Bases 135 to 485 code for a protein of 116 amino acids. The transcript has a single exon.
GAGCUUUCAGGGGUCCAGCUCAAAUAUCCAGUUUAUCCCACCCAUAAGAACCAAGAACUAGGUACCCAUUUAUCGCCAACUCUCAUCCCCAAGACCUACAUAUACCCAUCGCCAAUGCCCUCCAACAACCGCAAAUGCCACCAACCAUCCUCCCAUCCCUCUUCGAAACCCUCUCCUUCUACCUAAUCCCAACCUCAGAAUGGAGCCCCUUCUGGUAUAAUCUAUAUGACGGGCUAGGAACCUGCAUAAUUGUGUGGAUCCAGCUUUACUUCUUUGGCAUGUCGACUGAUAUCACCAUCCAACUUGUCGGAUUUAUCACCAUGCAUCUUGUUACGUUCCCUAUUGUAGCUUGGCAUGCUUACUAUGGUGAUGGUUGGACGGAGGAAGCGGUGGAUACGUGUUUGGGGAUUGUUCCUGUCUUGGUUCUGGAUGUGAUUACUGUUUGGUUGGUGUAUUGGAGGGGGAGGUGGGUAUUAUGUAUGUGAAUGGAUUGUUUCAUGUUUUGGGUUGGAUUUGUUUAUAAGAUGCUAUGUUUUAUCUAUGUGGUUGGGGAACUGACAUGUUGAUAGAUGAGGAGUUGGGAGCGAAGGGAUUGAUUGGUUUCCAGUCCAACCCGCAAAUGGAAUCGAUCAAGGAAAUUACAUG